Messenger RNA from Athalia rosae (coleseed sawfly), 5698 nucleotides. Its product is annotated as serine-rich adhesin for platelets-like. The record is from RefSeq and is a predicted model, not a curated record. The transcript has 9 exons. Bases 12 to 5054 code for a protein of 1680 amino acids. Lineage: Eukaryota; Metazoa; Arthropoda; Insecta; Hymenoptera; Athaliidae.
AAUGGUUUGUCAUGUCAAUAAAUGUUACUGUAAAUGGAAACCCGGUAAGCAUUCGCCGUGGAAGAAUGGUGCUCUCGGAUUUAGAUCUGAUAAAAAAGAACGAGCGUGACAGGAGAAGAAAGUUGCGACUGGAACAGGUUCGACAACAAUCGAAAGAGAUAUCCCAUAGGCUUUUACAACGGGCAAAGAAUGUUACUAAGGAACAGCUCACGCAGUUAGAGAAAGAUGGAAGGUCUGAACUUCGACAAAUGCAUGAUAGAAAAAUUAUGGAUCUUCAAAGAAAGUAUCAAGAAGAUAUGGAAGAUAUCGGUCGAGCACAUGUCUCAGCUGCUAUGCAACCAGAUGUUGAAGCAUUAUUAGAAAUGGACAGAAAGAAGAAUAGGUUUAUUGCUGUAGAAAGAGGAAAGGAAGCUGCCCAACGACUAAGAGACUCUGACCAGGUUGAAGACACUUAUGCAAUUCUACAUGAGAGGCAAAGGCAAGUUCGAGAAAUGGAGAAUGCUAGAGCUGCCAUGAUUGCAAAUCUACCUAAAAAGUCACGCCUACAAAAUCAAUCUGAGCAUGAUUCUGAUGCCACAGGAGAUAAGGAAACUCUUAGAAAAAGCCCUAAAAAAAGGAAAGGCAAGAAGACUAACAAACUCCAGAAAUCUAUUCCAAAUGUAGUCGUUGAAUCUCCAGAUAUGCAGGUAGUCAUAAGCAAUUCACAAGAAAAAAAAUCAGAGCCCCAACCGGGUCCCUCUGGACUAUCAAAGCAGGAAAUAGAUGCAGCUGCAAAACGCUCAUCUGCAUCACAAAGAACUAUUACCGAUAUAUCGGAUCUUCCACGUGUCACACCUAGCCAAGAAUUCGAUGACCAAGAGCCACGCAGACAUAUACCUAUCCUAAAUUCUCCUUCAAAGGCCGACAAAGUAUCAAGGUACAAUCCUGAUGACUACAAACCAGAUUCUUCAACUUCGUCUAGUAGCAAUAGCAGUCCGACAACAUUGAGUGAUGAUUCCUCUUAUUUUUCGGAUGGUGUUGUGGAACAAACGUUGUCAAACAAUACUCUCAGGCAUGCGCCAUCCACAGCCUCCAGCAAAGUCCAACUUUACGAUCAUAGUACUAGGCAACGAAAUGCAUACAAUAAACCUGUUGGCGUAGUCGAAAAAAACGACUUAACUGGACAGCCAAAUGCCGAAGAAGAGGCACGUGCAGUACGAGAUUCUGAAAUUGCUGACCGUCAAUUAGCGGAAAAUAGAAAACGUAAUGCGCAGCGUCGAGGUAAAGAUGCGAUACUGCGUGAGCGAGUGCGUCGGGAUUACCAAAAUCUCAUGCAAAAUUUAGAUCACCUUUCUCGGGAAGAGAGAAAACUCAGAGCCAGCCAAAUUCAUGGUCCUCUGGUCAAAGAUAUUCACCUAAAUCCAAUUCGUCGACAAGAACUGCUUGCAGCACGUGAGCAAGAAAUGAAUCGCGCAUUUGAAACAUUGGCUCAUAACACCUUAUUGGGAGCCACGAAUGAUGAAGCUCUCAGACGCACAGCGGGAAUGACGAUUCCACCAGUCGAUGAACGAGAAAGUGCAGAGACCUCUCCAAGGGCGGUAUGGCAAGACCCUCCUUUCUUUGAACCUAUAGACGAUGAAACGGAAGAGAAGCAUGAGCAGGGUAGUGAAAUGUCUCGCGAGGAGCAAAUACUUGAAAUGCUUCGCAAGGUAGAGCGACAAAAGAGACUUCUAUUGAAAGAAUUUGGCGCAGAUUUACCUGACGAUAUUUUUAGCGCUAGUGUUAAACCGUUGUUCAGUGAUGAUGUGUCCACUCAAACUCCCAUGUCUCAGAAAAAGAUACAAACCUCACCAGCUCCUGAAAUUAAGGUAGUCAAUUUAUCGAGCUGCGAAGAGAAUGAUAAAAGCAAAUCUAAGACUGGAAAGAAACGAGUUACCGUUCUUCCUAAAAAAAUUGAAAUCGCAGUACAGACGUCCGUGUUAGAUGAGAAAAGUGCUGCAAUGGAUAAAGGCGUGCAAGUGGAAUUGAUAAAAGGUAAACAAAGUAGCAGUGAUACGACCAGUGCAGAAACUAUUGAAAAACCAGUUUCUUCCGAAAAUCUUCCAAUAGAAGACAUCGUCGAAUCAAGAAGCAACAGCGGAUCUUCGGACUCUGCGGGAACUGGAAUCGUAAUUGAUAUUAAAAAAAAAUCAGUGAAAGUUACGCCAAGAAAGAAGAGAAGUAAUUUAAGAAUAUCCAGACAAAGUUCUCCAAGAGUAGUUUCCAAACCUCGCUCACUGCCUGGAGGUAAAAUUCCAACACCUGUCAAAAAGCUGUCCAGGUCCGCUCCAACCUCGAAGCAAUCUACUCCAAGAUCCAAAACUUCUGAGAGUAAACCAAUCAACGUUACAGAUAAAAAGGUCAAAAUACAGUUAGACAAAGGUGGAAUCACGGUAAAAAUUGAUCCACCUAAUGUCCUCGAACCAUCAAGAGAUGUGAGUACUGAUAGCUCCAAGGCUCCCUCGGUGGAAACUUCAAGAGAGAGAAUACCUGUGGUUAAGAAACAGACCAAACCGAGAGAAACAUCAGACACUUCAACGUCUUAUACAAGCCCACCUCCACCGACUCCUGCAUUAUAUCGUACUAUGCGAAAUAACAGUACACCUGUCUUAGAAAUAUUAGAGCAAUCCGAGAACGAAUCACUGACAUCAAAGAAGAGGGGCAUAAGCCCCGUCUCCUCACCAGGAACUCCAUCACCGCGAACGAUAAAUUUACCAACAAACACUCCUCAUUCCAGGCAGAUCAAUAGGGUACUAGAAUUCAUUGAUUCUACCACCUCGGAUAAUACCAUAUCUAAUUUGAUCCCUGGUCGACAGUCCACUCCAAACGAAUUACCCGGCUACCAACCGAAGAAACAAACUCCACCUGACCGUUUGGAUAGGUCGACCGAUAUCAUUUGCCCUUGUAAAAAUCCUCAAUGUAAAUUAAUACACUCUAGUAUAAAAGACAUUGAAAAUUACGCGUCAGAAAAUUAUCCACUGAUACUACAAAAGUAUCAGGAUCUACAGAGUAUGUGUACAGAUAGAAUCGCUUCACUGACGGAUUUAAUUGACAAAGUACGAAGUGAGCAGAUAGGCAUAGAGCUCUCAGUAGGCGGACAUAGCGACGAAUCCAGUAUGUUCCUAGUACCAGGACCGACAUCAAUGCGCGGAGAUCUUCAGAGCGUACGUAAAUUAGUCGACAGCAUAGAAGCUAUACACAGCCAAUUGGCAAAAACGCUUAACGAAUCGCAACGAAUAAUCGCAGAUGAGAAAGUUUCUAAACAAGUUUCCAUAUUGAAAACUUCCACCCAGCCCAGUGUGUCUACUGAGACAGAUGACUCGGCAAUCAAGGAAAGUACAAUUGCACAACAUUCGGACACAAGCAGCAAACAAGACGGAUCUAGCAGAGAACUUCCAAGAAUAAUUAGCUCUGAACGUGUUAACAUACCUCUGUCACGAUACAACAUAUUGCCGACACCACAAACAAUUGCUAAGCCAAGGACCUCUACAUCUACUUCUCCAUCACCGGUCAAGUCACCACGACAAGAAGAAGAUAUGGUUGAACGAUUAUCUAAAGAAAUUUUGGAACAGAGCAAAGCGUUAGAUAGUAUAAUCUCGCAAGAUACACCGGACAACAUUGAUCAAAGAAAAAAUCGAUCACCAACUUCUCAACAUAUCUCUUCUGUCUCACCUGUUAGACAAAAAAUUUCUCCUCCCAAAGAGCAACGAUUUAUUCCACCCAGCGGGAGAGAUCAGAAAGAAUUAAUUGUGAAAACGUCUACUGGUCCUUUUGGAAAAUCAGAGAACAAAGAUUUUAUUCCAUUACUAGCAGGAAUACCCAAAGUUCAAAGGCUGCCGGUUGGCACUACAACAGAAAAUCAUCGACCUAGACCACCGGUCACUCUGAUACAUGGGCCGUAUAGAGUUCAGACGGGUUCUCCAGGUCACGAGUUGUCUACGAUAGUGGAAUUUGAUACUCCAGAUACAGGAAGUAAAAGCCAAAAAGGCGCAAGGAGCCCCGCAACCGGUAGAACGCGGAAAAACUUGAUACAGACUUAUCCAGGUUAUCCUCCAGGAAAACUCUCUGUACCUUCGACGACUCGGAGCCGGACUCCGGUUCACACCUCAUCGCCCUUGGCGCAGAUUUCAGCCUCCAAAAUUUCUACGAAAAAUUCCACACCGUCGCCAGUUAAGCAUAACACCAAACAAUCGCCCGUUAAAGAUGAGGUCACCUCAAAAUCCCCAGAACUGCAAAAUAAAUGGGCAACUGUAGGUCCUUCUUCCCCUGCUGUAUCACCUGAGAGAACAGUUGCAGGUUCUGGUACUCAAACCGAUGAUGGUGUUUUUAGACAAGAUAUUUCUUCCACUUCUUCAUGUUCAAUUCCUGAUAUAAGCGCAGAAUUAAUUAAGCGUAAUCUGAUUUACCAUGCUCGGGCAGUCACGACCGUAACAGAUACCCCAUUCCGUCCAAAGGAACCUCGUCAACCGGUUACUUCCGUUUCCACCGAGGUAGAUAAAGAUAAAAUAACAUCGACUAGCUCGAAUAGCUUUUCAGGAUUAUCUGGGAUAUCAGAAAUCACAAGCACUCCAACUUCUGAUAUAUUAAAGUACACUUCAUCGCCUGAAGAAAUGGAAACAGCAUUGAAAAAAUUGGGACUAGGUUGGGCAAUAACUACCUUGAAAAAAACCCGAGAAGCAAGUGCGUUGAGCUCUUCAUCUAACUCUGAUGCAACGCCAAUAAACCCAUCAAGAAAGAUGAUAUCUCCGGUGAAAAAGGACCUUGAAUCGAAGAUCAGUUGUCUGUCAAAUCUGAGUGACGUUUCAACGAUCUCCAUCAAAGACGCUAAUAAAAGUACAGAAAGAGCGUUGCUUUUGAAAGCAAGAACGUCGACGCCAAAUAUUGAAAACUCGAACACUUCUUGUGAAAAACCUAUUUCUUCAACAACGAACUCUUCCAGAGCUAGCCUUCAAGAUCCAAGUGAUAGUUUAACGGCGCCCAAUCUGUCGUUAAGCACUAAAAAACCGUCCAAUGACAGAGAAUCUAAAGCGCCUUGAUAAUAAAGGCCACAAUAAUAAUUGUGCGCUGAAAUUGAACUAGAUAGGAUUCUUGAUAUAUAUUCAAAAAUUAUUAAGUGAACACUAUCGUGAAAUCUAUGUUCUUCACGAUAUAAUAUCUAGUGUUUGCACGGUUUUUUUUAACACAGAUUUUUUCAGUCUUUUAGCAAGCUGGUACACAUCGCAUACACUGCCAAUCUUAUUCAGGGCCUGAUACUAGAUAGAAUUUUAAUUUUUGAUGUGGUGAAAACUGGACACAGAUGAACUAUAAUUCUUGUCUAGCAAACCUGAUUAACUUAUGUGAAAUUUUUCGUUUGAAUACAAUUGGGCACUGAGCCGUGAUAAAUUGGAAUUCUUACAUAUUUAAAUCAGGAAAGAUAGCCAUCCGUCCUAAAAAAAUGUUACGAGACACUUCGAACUACUGUAACAUCCAAACCAUGACCAGGAAGAUGAAAAAGGUAUCGGGAUAGUCCUGGUAUCGUCAACUGAAAGGACUUUGUUGACCCUAAAGUCUGCCAUUCAGUCUUCCAUUUUGACAAAAAUCGAAUAUUUUUUACACUUGAUGGAAUGUAUGUACCUAUUAGUAAUAUUAUGGUAAUAUAUUGAAUCAUUGACUCUGAUUUCAAUAAAUAAUUUGCAAACAA